Messenger RNA from Ordospora colligata OC4, 468 nucleotides. RefSeq lists its product as uncharacterized. Gene Ontology annotation, molecular function: protein-folding chaperone binding. Lineage: Eukaryota; Fungi; Microsporidia; Ordosporidae. The record is from RefSeq and is a predicted model, not a curated record. The transcript has a single exon. The coding region runs from base 1 to 468 and encodes 155 amino acids.
AUGCAUAAAGCAUGCGAAUUCACAGAAACAAAUGAAACAGUGACAAUCAUGAUUAGCAAAGAAGAUGUAUCUGGAAUGACGAUCAGUCCAUACAUCGAUGGUUCAAGAAGAUUGGUGUUGUGUGAUGACCUUGCAAUCAAUCUGUUGGGAGACGUCAGUCCAGAGGUAACGUUGUGCACAUCAGGGCCAAGGAUAGAAGUGCACCUGAGAAAAGUGCAAUACAAGAUGUGGAUAGAAUGCACAGGGAAUACAACUGGGGAUGUAAGUAAGACAGAAAUAGAGAAUUGGGAGUCAGAGGAAGAAUCUGAGCAGACAGAGUCAUUGCUUGACUUGCUGAGUAAGAUAUACAAACGGUCUGGUGAUGAUGUUCGUAGGGCAAUGGAGAAGUCGUUCUAUGAAUCUGAGGGCACAGUCUUGAGCACUGAUUGGGAUCAGGUCAAGCAAAAAAAGGUUGCGCGUGAGGAAUAA